AGCCCCAAUCGAUAAGCAAAAUAUUUAUAUUCUGAAGUCCAGCUUUGGCAUUACUAAACAAAAUUUUCCCUUAAAAACUAUAGAACAGACCCUAGAUCAGAGCGUGAGUUGCAACAUUAAAGUCGCGAACCUUCAGGAACAUUCGGUGCAGAGGGUAUAUAAACGACUUGCCGACGGAACUGGUGCACACACAAAGUACCACCUUCGAAGAAACCUACGGCGUAGUAGGCGAUAGCAAAUAAAACCUACGAACAAGGAAAAAAAUUCCCUGCAAUCAUAAACAAAUCAACAGCUGAACUAACGAACGAACUAAAACUAAUUUUACAAAAAUGCCGGAAAAACUGUUGAAAAUCACCUACCAGGCCGAUGGAGCCCAAAAGAAAAUAAAUGCGUAUUUGAGGAUGCCGUCGCAAACCUACUCCGUUUUGCGUCGUGAAAUCGAGCUAUACUUGUUUACUGAACGCCACCUUCCCCAAUGUGAGAUCAGGACCUUUUGGAUCGAUACCGAUCAUGAUGAAAUCGAGAUAGUAAACCAGAAUGACUACGACAUUUUUCUGGCCAAAUGCGAGCAGAAUAUGCACGUACAAAUAGCUCCCCUCACUCCCAAUGUCAUCAAGAAGGAAGCGUCCUCCGCCGGGGCAUCGGCUCCCUCGGCCGACGAUCUGAGCAAUUUCACCAUCCACGAUCGCGUUGAGUGCGACGGCUGUGGACUGGCACCAAUUGUUGGGUUCCGCUACAAGUGCGUCCAGUGCAGCAAUUUCGACCUCUGCCAGAAAUGUGAAACGGAGCAUAAGCAUCCAGAUCAUUUGAUGAUUCGCAUGCCUACCAAUGACGGUCCCAGCUUGAUAGAUGCCUAUAUUACAGGAUCGAACCCACACGGCCGCCGAUGCGGCCGCCGUUCUAGGGGUCACUGCCCCUUCGCAGAGGCUACCCAAGGAGCUAGUGCUGCUCCGUCGGGUGAAGCCCCGCGGGAGGGCCGCCGUGAGCGCCGCCACAACCGUCGCAAUGUUUUUUCCCAAAUUAUGGAGGUGAUGGCAAACUUGCCUUUAAACGAACCAACUGUGGCUUCUGCUGCUACAACAGCUGCUCAAUCGAAGCCCAAGGAAACUGCUGCACCUGCCGAGACUCCCACGGCUCCAGCUCCAGAAUCGGUUACUCCGAAGCCAGAGGACAGUGCAAAUGUUCAAAAGGAAGGUAAACCGUCUGAGGAGAAGAAGAAUUCCUCGGUUUCAACUGAGGCUUCUACCAUGGACAAGGAACCAGAAGCUACUCCUACUCAGGGCACUCCGACUCAAGGCAGUGUUCCAACCACUCCAGUGAUCAAUCUUGAGAAUCUGUCACAAAUGGUACCACCCGAGUACAUGAAAGCCGGUAUUGAAAUCUUGAACAAUUUUAGUGAGAUGUUCGCCAAGAUGAUCGAUCCCACUGAGUCUACUCCUUCAGGAAGCUAUGCUCCAUCGAUGUCCUCCGGAACAGAAGUCCCCAAACCUACCCAGACCGAAAAAUCCACCGCUUCUUCAGUCAACCAAUCUGGUGCCACAUCUGUUUCAAGCUCCUUUUCUGAGGCACCUCUUGAUACGGAGCCAUUGCUGCCCAAGGAAACAGCUUCUCCUAAGAUCGUCAGCGAGCAGGUACAGGAAAGGCGUCGCUCGGAUAGUUUGGACCACGACUGGCAAAUGGUCGACGAUAAUGGUUCGCCUUCGAGUUCAAAAAUGGCCAGCACUGACGCCUUGAUUAAUAUUGAUUCUACCGGUCCCCCGGCUGCUCCUCAGCAACAGGUGCGUGACUUUGGAGAGCUGAGCGAAAUGCUCCGCCAACACAUUAAUGAAGAGGCUCGUAUUGAGCAAGCCACAGCCAAUACACAGACCUCCCAAGUGGACACUGUAAGCACGUCGACUUCCACUACAUCUGUCUCAACCAACAGCGUCGGAACGUCACCAACAGCCCCAGAGGAGAAGCGCAGCGUUCCCGUCUACCACACCAAUGAGGGCAUUAAUUCGGCCAUUCAUGCUAUGAUGGCCAUGGGUUUCAGCAACGAGGGAGCCUGGCUCACCCAAUUGCUCGAGUCGGUCAAUGGAAACAUACCAGCCGCUUUGGAUGUCAUGCACCUCUCGCAAAAUCGCAACUAAGUUGGCGUUCUUAUUUUAUAUAAAAAUGUAUAUCUAUCUUGUAUCUUCAAUAUUUGUGAGCCCAAUGCGGUAUUUUGUUUUUAUCAGUUAACUAUGUACUACUAGUAGGUGCUUUCUUCGCUUGGUGAUUGAUAAAACGCGCUACCAAAUAACAAAAAAGAAAUGUUUAAAUAUAUUUUAUGUUUCAAAUAAUCAAAAGUAUGUUAUCAAUGUAUUCAAAGAAUAAAUAAAUGCAAUAUAUAUAAAGGCA
Molecule: messenger RNA, 2379 nt
Organism: Drosophila bipectinata
Lineage: Eukaryota; Metazoa; Arthropoda; Insecta; Diptera; Drosophilidae
Gene: ref(2)P
Product: refractory to sigma P
Biological process (GO): aggrephagy; endosome organization; mitophagy
Cellular component (GO): amphisome; aggresome
Molecular function (GO): protein kinase C binding; zinc ion binding; K63-linked polyubiquitin modification-dependent protein binding
Source: RefSeq, a predicted model, not a curated record